CCUUGAUCCAAUUGUCUUUUUUUCCAAUGUAGAUUAUAUUUGUGUAGAAAUCAUCGGUCGGACGCGGUCAGCCGAUUGACAACAGUUGACGACGGUUCAUCAUUGUAUAUAGAUCAAAAAGAUCAUAACUUUCGAUUAUACUACUUCCUUCGUGUUUCGGAUUUGAAUUUGUCUAAAUAUUACUAAAAAAACGAAAAUGUCCAACUGUUUGGAAAAACUGAAAACUUUUACAACAGUCGUUGCUGAUACCGGCGAUUUCGAAGCAAUGAAAAAAUAUAAGCCGACUGAUGCAACCACAAAUCCUUCUUUAAUUUUGUCAGCGGCUACUAUGGAACAAUAUAAACCACUUGUUGAUAAGGCUAUAAAAUAUGGAAAGAAAGUUGGAGGAAGUUUACAAAAUCAAUUGGAAGAAACUGCAGAUAUGCUGUGUGUUUUAUUCGGUUGUGAGAUAUUGAAAAUCAUACCUGGAAGGGUCUCGACAGAAGUAGAUGCUAGAUUAUCAUUCAACAAAGAUGCUAGUAUUGCGAAGGCUUUGAAACUAAUUCAAUUGUAUGAAGAUCAUGGAAUUUCCAAAGAUAGAGUUCUCAUCAAGCUUGCUUCAACUUGGGAAGGAAUACAAGCUGCAAAGGUAUUGGAAGAAGAGCAUGGUGUCCAUUGCAAUCUUACUUUAUUGUUUUCGUUUUGUCAAGCUGUAGCUUGUGCAGAAGCUGGAGUUACUUUGAUUUCGCCAUUUGUGGGAAGAAUUUUGGACUGGUAUGUAGCAAACACUGAUAAAAAGACUUUUGCUCCAAAUGAAGAUCCAGGAGUUAUCUCAGUCACUAAAAUCUACAACUAUUAUAAAAAAUUUGGUUUCAAAACAGUUGUUAUGGGAGCAUCUUUCCGCAACACUGGUGAAAUUAAAGCCCUUGCUGGAUGUGACUUGUUAACAAUUAGUCCAAAGUUGUUGGGUGAAUUAGAAAUUUCAACUGAGAAUUUGCCGAAGAUGUUAAGUCUAGAAUCUGCUAAAGCAUCUCAAUUAGAAAAAAUUAAAAUGGACGAAAGCACAUUCAGAUGGAUGCUUAACGAGGAUACUAUGGCAACUGACAAGCUUUCUGAAGGCAUCCGGAAGUUUGCUGUUGACCAACGAAAGUUAGAAGAUCUGCUUAAAACAUACUUUAAUUGAAAUAUUUUUGUAAUUUUGUAUAACUCAUUUUUGUAUAUUUCUUUAAAAUAAAUGUUAACAAUACAAUAA
Molecule: messenger RNA, 1231 nt
Organism: Ctenocephalides felis (cat flea)
Lineage: Eukaryota; Metazoa; Arthropoda; Insecta; Siphonaptera; Pulicidae
Gene: Taldo
Product: probable transaldolase
Exons: 9
Coding region: 197-1162 (321 amino acids)
Biological process (GO): pentose-phosphate shunt; carbohydrate metabolic process; pentose-phosphate shunt, non-oxidative branch
Cellular component (GO): intracellular anatomical structure; cytoplasm
Molecular function (GO): transaldolase activity
Source: RefSeq, a predicted model, not a curated record